Molecule: messenger RNA, 2043 nt
Organism: Halteromyces radiatus
Lineage: Eukaryota; Fungi; Mucoromycota; Mucoromycetes; Mucorales; Cunninghamellaceae
Exons: 5
Coding region: 110-1873 (587 amino acids)
Source: RefSeq, a predicted model, not a curated record
UUUUUUUUUUUUCCUUAGUAUUACUGAUUUCUUUUUUUUAUAUUAUUAAAGAACUUGGUUCUGCUUGUUUAUUUAUUUUUUACCUUUUUUAUUUGCCACUUUCUCCAUCAUGACAUCUUCAACUAGUGACUUUGAAAAGGUUCUUCACUUGUUACAAAAAAACUUGGAAGAAGCUCAAAAUGACAAUCUGACAUUACAAGCUCAAAUACAAGAACUCAGAGAACAAUCUAAAGAACUAGGCAAUGAUAACGACUAUCUCCGGAAAAAAAUAGCUGGGAUUCAACAAGAUAACUCUAUGUACAGCAAUACGCAAUCUCGAUUGGAAACUCAACUCUAUGCUCAGGAACAAGAUACUGCCAACCUUCGAAAACAAAUACAACAGUUAACAAAAUCCAAACGAGAUGCUGAACAAAAACUGGAAAUGGAACUCACUAGUUUUGAAACUGAUCGAAUCGCAUGGCAACAAAAGGAAGCUGAUAUGUAUAAUCAAAUUCGAAAUCUUAGUCUUGGUGGUGAACCUAGAACUCCUCGUACUCCUCGUCGAAGAAGUGUUACCUCCUCUACUCUUAGUCCAUUUGGCUUCCCAGCUCCUCUUAGUAAUAUUGGUGAAGAAGGACAACAACAACAACAGGAACAACAAAAGAGAAAUAGUCGAUUAUUAUCAGUAGAAGAUGAUGAUGAUAAUAGUCAACUUUCAUCUCCCAAACUUGCCACUAUUGAUUCUUGUUAUGCAAGAGAAAGCAAAAUUGCUCAACGUACUAUCAAAGCUCAAGACAAAAUGAUUUUGGAUUUGAAGGCGGAAAUGGACCAACAAAAAUCUAUGGUACAAGAUAGAGAUGCUCAAGCUCAACGUCAAUCAUUACGUAUUCAACAAUUAGAACAAGAAAUUGCAAAUGUCAAACAUGUCAAUCAAUCUCUUAUGGAAGAUAAUGAGAGUUAUCAAAUCUUGUUACACGAAAAAACUAUUAGUGGCGAGUUUAUGAUGAAUCCAAUUAUGCAGAUAGCAAAUGGUGAUACUUCGAAAUCUAAUGGUACUGUACAACCUUCAACUAAUUCCAACACCAAUGGAUUGAAUUUGGCAGCAGAACUCAAUUUGGCUAGUGAUAUUGAAGCUACUCAAAAAGUGGAUAAUACUGUACAAAAAUUGACAGAUGAAGUCAAAACAUUACAAGACACCAAUCGAGCUUUACAACUUUAUAUGAACAAGAUUUUGAUGAAGAUUAUCGAUAAUAAACAAUUAGAAGAUGUACUUAGUAUUGAUCAACCCAAACCUAAACCAAUCAUCACCACUACUACCAAGGAAUCAGUGGAACCAGCUCCAAGAAGUGCAGGUUUAGGACCCGCACCUACCCGUACCUUAUCAAGUACCUUGCUCAACAAAGGAAAUCAAUCUCGUCAACAACGUCGUCGUACCAUUUCUUAUUGGGGAUCCAAAGUACCUGCACCACCACCACCUUCUUCUUCUCCUGUUCCUACUGCAUCAUCCACUUUAUUGACGAAUACUCAAGAUGAUCGUACUACUCGUCGUCACAGUGCUAUGCCAAGUACUAACAACAACAACAAUAAUAAUAAGGAAAAUACGAAUGGAGGUUGGGCAAAAGCAUUACGUAGAAUGAGUAUUGGAUGGUCAGCUUCUCCUACAGUUAUCAGCAACAACAAUAAUAAACCAAUGCAUGAACAAAUUGGUGCAAAUACCACACCACCAUCAAGUAUACAUGAAUCAACCUCAUCAUCAUCCAAUGAAGAAGUCAAUCAUUCUUUAGAUGCUCCUCGUCCCCUCAAUGGUAAUAGAACACCAAGUAUGAGUCGAUCUGCAAGUUCCUCCACUUCUCUACGUGCAAGUAAUGAAUUGGCUACCCUUCAAGAAGAAUGAUUUUUACAACCCAUUUCUAUUUGAUAUCAAUACAACUUUUUUUAUUAUUAUUAUUAUUAUUUCCUUUUUAUUUGAUUCCAUAUUCCCCUAUUCCUUUAUCCUCUUACCUUCACAUUCGUUACUUAUUUAUUGAUUCAAUACCCGUACCUUAUCGUAUGACAAUAAAAAAA